This is a messenger RNA of Dictyostelium purpureum, 1044 nucleotides long. RefSeq lists its product as uncharacterized. The record is from RefSeq and is a predicted model, not a curated record. The transcript has a single exon. The coding region runs from base 2 to 1000 and encodes 332 amino acids. Gene Ontology annotation, biological process: regulation of mRNA processing; protein phosphorylation; spliceosomal complex assembly. Lineage: Eukaryota; Evosea; Eumycetozoa; Dictyosteliales; Dictyosteliaceae. Gene Ontology annotation, molecular function: protein kinase activity; ATP binding.
AAUGAAGCAAACACUUAUAGCGAUGGAUUAUAUACACAGCAAAUGUAAAAUUAUUCACACAGAUUUAAAGCCAGAAAAUGUUCUCUUGGAAUUACCAUUCGAUUUUUAUACAUCAAAUGACUACACAUGGAGUGAACAAUAUGGAUUUUUUAAAAAUAGAGCCUCAGCCGCAUCUACUUCAAAAGCAACCUCAACAACCUCAACUUUAGAUAACUCUAAAGAUGUCCAAUUGAGUGAUGAAAGUGAUUUCAGUGACAGUGAUAGCGAUACCGAAAAUAAUAGCAGAGAUAAAAGAAAUAGUAAUAAUAAAAAUAGCGAAAAUAAAAAAAAUAACAAUAAUGAAAACAACAGUAAUAACGAAAAUAAAAAUAAUGAAAACGAACAACAACAGGAUAGUAAUAUUAGUGGCGAGUUUAAAUUUGAAAAUGGUACAAGUUAUAAAAGCAAAAUAAAUAACGAAUUAUUUAAUGAAAAUCAUUAUCCAAAAGCUCAACUGGUUGAUUUAGGUAAUGGCUGUUGGACCGACAAACAUUUUACAGAUGAUAUUCAAACACGUCAAUACAGAGCACCAGAGGCAAUAGUAAAAGCUAAGUGGGGUACACCAGUGGACAUAUGGAGCGCAGCAUGCAUGGCAUUCGAGUUAGCAACAGGGGAUCAUUUAUUUAAACCAAAGUCCGGCAAAGGGUUUGAUAAAAGUGAUGAUCAUUUGGCUUUAAUGAUCGAGCUUUUGGGUAAACCACCAAAAUUCAUUUUCGCAAAUGGUGAGGAAUCUAAAAAUUACUUUAAUCACAGGGGUGAACUAAGAAAAAUCCCACACCUUUCCGAACAAUGGCCUCUUUUUAAUGUUUUGGUAGAGAAAUAUAAAUUUUCAAGUAAAGAAGCAAAAGAAUUUGAAUCUUUCUUGUUACCAAUGCUCAACUAUUUACCAGAUAAAAGAGCUACUGCAAAAGAUUGUCUUCAACACCCUUGGUUAACAAGUGUUCCACCAUUUAUAAAUUAAAUAUAAAUUAAAAAAUAAAUAAAAAACUAAAAAACUAAAAAUAU